GAUAUAAUAUUUAUAUAAAUUAUGUUAUAUAUGACCAACGGUACUAUGCAAUAUAUUUUGUUAUUGGUCAAAUUAUGAUUAAGUGAAUAAUCAAUGGUAUUUUUGUUUAGAAAAUAUUUUGUUAUUCUAUAUGUUUAAUACUAAAAUGUUGUCUAUUAGAAUACGGAAUUAGUAUUUAAAUCUAUUGGUGUUUGUUCUCUUGUAGCCUCCUUAUUUCUUGUGGAAGUAUCUCUGUUUUGUGCACUUGGUUGUAUAGUUUGUUACCAACUUUCCAUAUCAAAGCUGAGCUGUUAUAAUAUUUUAUCUUUGCUUUGAAUCUUUAGGUUUAUUCAAGAAUCUUAACUUUUCCAGAUUUUACCAUAUUCUUGGAAGAGUUAAAAACAUAAUAAUGAGUAGGACAAAAAGUCAAACUGUUUGAAGAUUGUUGUACAGCGUGUUGGUUUGACUUGUGAUUCAAGAAAAGUAAACUAAUACGAAACUUCCUGUGAUCAAGCAUAACUGAUAGUGAUCUAUUGAAAAAAAAUAAGCCUGUUUUCUUGACCAUUCUUCUGGCUCUUGACUGGUUUUAUUUGAUGAUCAUAGAUCUUCUACAAUCUCAUCUUGUAAAUCUUUUCUUUCUUCCUUCUCAAUGGCCAAUUCUAUCUUGUUCAUUUCCCUUUUCAUCCUCUUCCCUUUUGUUGUUGAUUCACUUUACUUCAACAUCACCAGCUUUCAACCAGAUGAUCCUUCACAAAACAUAGUCUACCACGGUGAUGCAGCAGCCGAUGAAGAUGGGACGGUAAACUUCAACAGCGCUGCACGUACAUCUCAAGUUGGUUGGAUCACUUACUCAAAGGAGGUCCCUAUAUGGAGUCGUAGAACUGGUAACGCUUCAGAUUUCAACACCAGCUUCUCUUUCAAAAUCGAUGCUCGUAACCUCUCAGAAGAUAGUCAUGGUAUAUGUUUCUUUCUUGCUCCUGUGGGAGCUCCACUCCCUGCAUACACUCCUUCUGGUUUCUUGGGUCUCUUCGGUCCAAAUAUUGAUUACAAAUCUUCUUUUGACCUCGUUCAUAUCGAGUUUGACACGUUUAGCAACCCGGGUUGGGAUCCUAGGGACGUUGCAUCUCAUGUCGGGAUCAAUAAUAAUUCUCUUGAAUCUUCUAACUACACUUCUUGGAACGCAAGUUUGCAUAGUCAAGAUAUUGGUCAUGCACGUGUCUCUUAUGAUUCUGUUAACAAGAACUUGAGUGUGUCUUGGGGUUAUGAGCUAACAGCCUCUGAUGAUGAGAGUUCAAGCCUUUCUUACAUCAUUGACCUAGCUAAGGUUCUACCAUCAGAAGUUAUGUUAGGGUUUAUAGCAGCUGCUGGAUUAAACACAGGUGAACAUAGACUCUUGUCUUGGGAGCUUAGUUCAAGUCUAGAUCCCGAGAAAGCCGACAACAAGACAGGACUGGUUAUUGGCAUUGCGGUUGCUGUCUUUGUUCUAGUGACGGUUCUUGUCAUCUCGACCGUUGUGGUUUGGUCGAGGAAGAGGAAUUCAAGAGAGAUAACAAACAUGGUAUCAUCAUCAUCAAUAAACGAAGACCUAGAAAAGGAAACAGGAGGACCAAGAAAGUUUUCUUACAAGGAUCUUGUGUCAGCAACAAACGGAUUCUCACACCAAAGGAAGCUAGGUGAAGGAGGCUUUGGUGCGGUGUAUAGUGGGAACUUAAAACAAAUCAACAAGAUGGUCGCGGUGAAGAAACUAUCUUGCGGCUCAAGGCAGGGAAAGAAAGAGUUCUUAAACGAAGUUAAAGUCAUCAGCAAGUUAAGACAUCGAAACCUAGUGCAACUCAUUGGUUGGUGUAAUGAAGAAAACGAGUUCUUGCUUAUAUAUGAGUUAAUGCCAAACGGUGGCUUGAACUCUCACCUCUUUGGUAAAAGGGAAGGGACACUAUCUUGGGACACAAGGUACAAGAUAGCUCUUGGUCUAGCCUCUGCGAUACUUUAUCUCCAUGAGGAAUGGGAUCAGUGUGUACUACAUAGAGACAUCAAGGCAAGUAAUAUAAUGCUUGACGGCGACUUCAACGUCAAGUUAGGUGACUUUGGGCUUGCUAGGGUUAUGAGUCAUAAGCUUGAUUCUCAUAAAACAGGAUUAGCUGGAACGUUUGGAUACAUGGCACCCGAGUAUGUUAUGACAGGUUGUGCAAGUAAAGAAUCUGAUAUGUAUAGCUUUGGGAUAGUGUUACUAGAGAUUGUCUCGGGGAGAAAAUCGUUGGAGAGAAGGAAAGAAGAUGAAGAAGAGGAAGGGAACAGUGAUGAUGAUGAUUCGGAGAGUGAUGAGAAGAGUCUUGUGGAGAAAGUGUGGGAGCUUUAUGGGAAGAAAGAGCUGUUGAGUUUAGGUGUAGAUGAGAAACUUGGUGAUGAUUUUAAUAUAGAAGAAGCCGAGUGUCUUCUAGUUUUGGGGUUAUGGUGUGGUCAUCCUGAUAAAAGUUCGAGACCAUCGAUAAAACAAGCGAUACAAGUUAUGAAGUUGGAGUCACCAUUGCCUGCUAAUCUUCCGUUGAAGAGGCCUGUUGCUACGUAUUACAACUCGGCUUCUUCUUCUUCUCCUCCUUCGGUUAACUCUAGUAGAGCUUCGAUAACGUUCUCGAGUAAGGAAUUUGGUCGUUAGCUUAAGAUUUGAGAUUAACUCUUAAGUUCUUACACUUACUAUCUCUGUGCUCUCUUGUUUUAUUUUUGUUAUAAUUGUUUAUGCUCUUGAAGUGUGUCUAUUCUUUGUGGGAUUAUCGUUAAUCCCUGCAUUUUUUAACUGUUUUUCUUUAUAUAUGUAGUUGUGAAAAAAACUCUUUUGUUACGUAUUCGUUUUGGAGACGAGAAUGUGAAAAAAUAAUAAAGUUCUCAUGAUA
Molecule: messenger RNA, 2867 nt
Organism: Brassica napus (rape)
Lineage: Eukaryota; Viridiplantae; Streptophyta; Magnoliopsida; Brassicales; Brassicaceae
Product: L-type lectin-domain containing receptor kinase IX.2-like
Exons: 1
Coding region: 629-2632 (667 amino acids)
Biological process (GO): protein phosphorylation
Cellular component (GO): plasma membrane
Molecular function (GO): carbohydrate binding; protein kinase activity; ATP binding
Source: RefSeq, a predicted model, not a curated record